Molecule: messenger RNA, 2550 nt
Organism: Oryzias melastigma (Indian medaka)
Lineage: Eukaryota; Metazoa; Chordata; Actinopteri; Beloniformes; Adrianichthyidae
Product: carbohydrate sulfotransferase 12
Exons: 6
Coding region: 1034-2044 (336 amino acids)
Biological process (GO): proteoglycan biosynthetic process; carbohydrate biosynthetic process
Cellular component (GO): membrane
Molecular function (GO): sulfotransferase activity
Source: RefSeq, a predicted model, not a curated record
CAUGGUUCUGAUGUUAUUUGAGGUCCCAGUGUUUUGUGUUCCUUUUUAUCCUUGGUUUUGGUCGGUUUGGUUCAGUGUUUUGAUAGUCAUAAUUUCCACCUUUGUGUUGUUCCUGUUAGGAACAAGGUGAUGGUGUGUCACAGAAAUGAUACAUUUACUUAUGUUUCAUUCUCUGAGACCAUGACUUGAUUUCAUUAGAACAUCUGUCAUCUGAACAUCCUCUUUGAGACAAAACUGUGUUCUUUUUUUGGCCAGAAAUGCAUCAAUUCUUGCAUUUCUGGUCUGUUUUCCAGCGCUGAGAUGCUGAGUUUAGAUUCACCUUCCAUGUGAGGUUUUCCCUUACAGCAGUUUGCGUAACUAAUCCCGUCAUUAACCAUUGAGUCUUAUGCAUGUUACUUUCGACAGGCAGGGGUAGAUUCAAAUGAAGUGUUGGAGACAGACAAGCAUAUGGUCGGGUUGCCACAGAAACAGACACACCCUCCUCACCUGUACAGAGAAGACAAGGGCUUCAUUUUGCCAUCUGUUUUCCUAUCAUAGAUCAGACUUCUGUUAGCCAAUAAGGAAGCGGCUAAUAUUUUUAUUACCUUUUUGUUUUUGGAGAUGGGGAAUUUUCAAAGCUGUUGGGUUUUCUGUAGGGGAUGUUGAUCCUGUUUGUUGGGUGGUGUGAUGAUUAUCACAGCUCUUAUCAACAAAUCUCUAAUAAUCUAUAAUGUCUAAUUAUUAUAGAUAGCAUUUAGAUUCAAGCUAAGCUGGUCUUAUAAAAAUAGAAUCGUCUACCUUCAUUGGGUAUUUUUUGACUCUUAGGUCACAAAAAAUACUCAAAAAUACUUUUGAUUAUUUUUAUUUUCUGCAUUUAUUACCAGUUUUGGUGAGUAUUUAUCCUUUUUUUAAACUGAUUUAAUAGCACAUUUAUAUAACAAACAUGUACCCUUCAUUUUUUUAUGGAGCAAUUAAAAUUAAUUUUCCCUUUUACUGCAAUAGUGUAUUUUUUUUUUUUUUUGUUAAUUAGAGGUGGAAUGUAAAGUAAACCAUCAUGGGAUCAAAAAAAGGAUUCCUGGCUGUCAUUUCCUUGUUGGGAUUCACGAUUUUUAUUAUUUUGACAACUCGUGGUUUGGAUCUUUACCAGCAAAAAACAGCACCAAUAUCUAUAAUAAAGCAAAGUCCAAGAAAGGAUGUCCUGAAGCAACACAGUGCUGCGCUGAGAUCUACAAAACAGCAAAGACUACGACAGGAUCUUCUGAGGAGAAACUGUGCUGCUGUGAACCUGAGUUUGGAGGAUUUGAACAGUACAUACUUGAAUAACUUUAUUGUGGAUGACAAACAUGGCAUCAUCUACUGCUACAUUCCCAAGGUGGCCUGUACCAACUGGAAGAGAACCUUGAUCGCUUUGAACUCUAGUAAACCUUAUCCUGAUCCUAUGUCCUUUGAACAAAGAUGGGUUCACAAUUUUGAUAGAUUCAAGCACUUAAAAAACUUUCCACAAGCAGAGAGAAAGGAAAAACUACAGCACUACACCAAGUUCCUGUUUGUCCGUGAUCCAUUUGUCCGCCUCAUCUCCGCCUACAGGGACAAGAUGCAGCAUUAUGACCAGUAUUUUUAUAAAGGAUAUGUGAGAGUUAUCUUGCAACUUUACAAAAAUCAAACUAAUCUGACUUACAGUCAUGAGGUGGCCAAGAAAAAGGGUCUCCAACCUUCAUUCUAUGACUUUAUUCAGUACCUACUGGAUCCACGAACAGAGAGAUAUGCGUCGUUUGAGCCCCACUGGAGGCAGAUGCAUCGCCUGUGCCACCCCUGCCUCGUUGAAUAUGACUUUGUUGGCCAUCAAGAGACUCUUCAAGAAGAUGCUCAGGAGCUGCUGAAGAUGUUAAAGCUGGAAGAUGAUAUCAAGUUUCCUCCUUCCUAUGAAAAUAUGACUUCUACUGAUUCUGUUAAGGACUGGUUUCAAAGUGUACCACUGGAAGACAGGAGGAAGCUGUACAAGGUUUAUGAAAAGGACUUUCAACUUUUUGGCUACAGAAGACCAACCGAACUGCUGGAUGAAUGAUCUGACGUAGACAGUUCUAGAAAACCUGGGAAAAACUCCAGUACCGACACAGCUUGAACAUAUUUGUACAGCUGGGAGGGAAUGUUAUCUUUUUCUGUCUCUAACUAGAAGUUUAGAACCAUCAAAGUCAUCCACAUGCGCAACCAGAAAACCUUAGAGUCUAAUUUCCCAGAUCAUGAAGCUGCUUGUUUGUUUUUAGCUCCCUGUUGCGUCAGAAACACCUUUUAACAGCUUAACGUUGACUUAAAUGUAAAACCUUUUUUUUCAUAAGCUGAGUUGCAAUAUUCCUGAUGUGUUGUAAUAUCCACCCAACUUAUGUGUUUUCUUUAACACACACCAGAGGAAAGAACGCCGAGCCUUCAAUAUAAAAUAAAAUAAAAUCAUACAAAACUCAUUAUUUUAAUUAUUCAGUAUUUGCUAUUCAGUAAAGUGAUGCCAAAUAUUUCAAUUGGUUGGUGAGUAUUUGGGAAAAUCCAGAAUAAAAGUAUCUGGAUUUGUACUUUCUA